This is a messenger RNA of Fusarium graminearum PH-1, 969 nucleotides long. RefSeq lists its product as uncharacterized. Bases 1 to 969 code for a protein of 322 amino acids. Gene Ontology annotation, molecular function: flavin adenine dinucleotide binding; tRNA dihydrouridine synthase activity. The record is from RefSeq and is a predicted model, not a curated record. The transcript has 4 exons. Lineage: Eukaryota; Fungi; Ascomycota; Sordariomycetes; Hypocreales; Nectriaceae. Gene Ontology annotation, biological process: tRNA processing.
AUGUCCAUCGUUCACAAAUAUGGAGUUGACCUUUGCUGGUCCCCCAUGAUCCUCGCCAAGGAGUUCAACCGUAGUAGUUUCGCUCGAGAUAGUGACUGGAGCUUCUCUACUGAACCCAAACAGCCGCCAACCAUUGUGCAGUUCGGUGCAAAUGUACCCCUGGAACUCGCUCGUGCAUCAGCACUCGUUGCUCCUUCCAGUCAAGGCGUUGAUCUCAAUUGUGGAUGUCCUCAAUCUUGGGCUUGCGCUGAGACUCUAGGCGCUGCUUUGAUGAACCAUCGUGAGCUAGUCCGGGAUAUGGUCGUCGAGACCAGACAACGCCUAGCAAGUGACGGAUGGGGCGUCGGCCUCGAGAAGGAUAUUGACAGCCCCAAAGGACGAAGUAAUCGCCUUAUUGACUGGCUUACUAUUCACCCACGAACAAGAUCAACACCAUCAACUACCCCAAUCAGGACUGAGGCCCUCGAAAUUUUAACAGAGAAAUACUCAAAGAUACUCCCUAUUCUCCUCUCCGGAGAUGUCUUCGAUCUCUCCACCCUCCCCUUUCAGCCCACCAUCACCACCAACAACGAUACCCCUCUUCCAUGUAUCGACAAGCUAGUUCUCAACGACACAAACUCUGCUGUCAACAUGCCACGCCCCAGCAACACCCAUCUCUCAGGCUUCAUGUCUGCCCGUGGCCUUCUUGCCAACCCCGCCAUCUGCGCCGGCUACUCCGCUUGCCCCUGGGAAGCUGUUGAGACAUUCAUGUGCAAAGUGGCACGGGCUCCUGUGCCGUUCAAGCUGGUCCAGCACCAUGUCAUGGAGAUGACAGCGCCUGGAAUGGGCCCCGAUAAGACCUCGCUUCUAGAAAAGAAGGAGCGUGGUGAGAUUAUGAAGUUGAACAAUACCUGCGAAAUUGUCGACUAUCUUGAUGAAAAGAUCGAAGAGAAGACGGGGAGAGUUGGUGGCAUGAGACGGGAUCUGUGA